Cygnus olor (mute swan) is the source of this 7048-nucleotide messenger RNA. It is a transcript of the gene FNDC1, whose product is annotated as fibronectin type III domain containing 1. The coding region runs from base 109 to 5184 and encodes 1691 amino acids. The transcript is spliced from 20 exons. NCBI's taxonomy places the organism in Eukaryota, Metazoa, Chordata, Aves, Anseriformes, Anatidae. The record is from RefSeq and is a predicted model, not a curated record. Gene Ontology annotation, molecular function: protein binding.
GCAGCCCGGGAGGAGGAGACGGCGGGGCGCGCAGCGAGCAGCGGGGCAGCCCCGCGGAGACGAACGGCGGGCGGGCGGCAGCUCCGCGCCCCGCCGCUCCCCGGCCCCAUGGCGGCGCCCCCCGCCGCCCCGCCGCCGCUCCCGCUGCUGCUGCUGCUGCUGCUGCUCGCCGCCCUGCUGCCCGCCGCCCCAGAGAAGGACAUGCCAAACAGACCUCUGAGAGUGCGUGCGCAGUCUCCAGAUGGCAGGUUUUCCUUUCGGUGGAAGCCACCUUAUGGAGCGGGCUUCAGGGGUCCACGCAGCAGAUCCCAAGGUCACCUCCGGGGGUAUGGAGAGAGCGGCCGAAGGACGAGUUACGCUCCGCUGCUGCAAGAGCGACAAAACCAGGAAGCAAGGAAACUAGCCUCUGAAUCAGUUCAUGUGGUUUCGCUGCCGUCACGGAAUACCCAAGGACGAAGUCAACCUGUCUAUAGGUCAUCUUUAACUAAAAGGAAAGUCACAGAGGAGGAAGAGGUGGAGGUGGUGCAAGACAUAACUGUUCGGGUUAUGUCCUCUCAGUCUGUGCUCGUUGCUUGGACAGACCCACUGUAUGAAAAGCAGAAGGUUGCAGCAAAUAGGCAGUACAGCGUUCGUUAUCGGGAAAAGGGGGAAUCGGCGAGGUGGGAUUACAAGCAGGUGUCCAACCGGCGGGCGCUGGUGGAGAACCUGGCACCAGACACCAUGUACGAGUUUGCCGUUCAAAUCUUGGAUGGAGAAAAGCAAGGCAAAUGGAGUGUGUCUGUUUACCAGCGAACCCCUGAGGCGGCUCCUGCCAGUGCACCUGAAAAUCUGGAUGUUUGGCCAUUAAAGGGCAAACCAACCUCUGUAGCAGCAUCCUGGGAUGCUCUCCCAGAGAGUGAAGGAAAAGUCAAAGAAUACAUUCUUUCAUACGCCCCCGCUCUCAAGCCUUUUGGAGCAAAGUCCAUCACCUACUCUGGAGCUACAACAUCAGCCAUAAUAGAUGGUCUGCAGGCCGGGGAGCGCUAUAUUUUCAAAAUUCGUGCUGCAAACAGGAGGGGACCAGGUCCUCAGUCUAAAGCCUUCAGUGUCGCCAUCCCAGCAGCUCCCAAUGAAGAUUCAGUUGCUCACCAACAAAAAAAUAUUCAAGACAAUUCAGAGGCUAAAAAACCUGUGAAUACUGGUUCAUCUCCUUCUCAGACUUCCUCUGUUUCUUCGAAAGUCCAAACGUCACUUUCCUCUAAGCAGUCAUCUGUUCGUUCACCUGGUGUUAGUGAUAAAAAGAGUCUUCUUUCUGAAUACAAGAAUAAAAUCUUGUCUCGAGGAGGGGUCCUAAGUAAAUCUCAGUUACCUUCCAGAAAGACAGAAGAGCUGGAAUCUGAUCUCCAGUCCACCGAAGUGACAGAUGAUCACAAUUCAUCCGAAGAAGCUGCAACGAUGCCACCAAAAGCCGAGGAUCAGAGGAGGGUUGUUAGACCAGUGUCCCCCAGUCGGACGGUGCACCCUGUCCUUACCGCAGGGAGGACCCCUGUUCGAUCCCACACAUCAGACGUGUCACGGCAGGCAAACACAGAGAAACGUGAGCCAUCAGCACUGUUACCGUCCUCAGCACAGCGCUCUUCUGCCUCGUCUGUUCCUAAAUACACAGACAAUGAAACAAAGCAACUGCGGCAAAGCAAUGCUAAUGUGCCUUCUCCUAAAGCUUCUUCCCUUUCUCUGCCUACUAAGAAUAAUGAUCUUGCUGGUAAUGUGGAAGAAAAGCCAGAUCCCGUGCUGGUGAAAGUGCCUUCUAAAACUUCAGAGCCCAGUCGCCUGGCUUUGCCAUCAAACCGUCAGUCUGCUGUGUCUCAUGAGGUGGUCCCAAGCCAUCCAAGUAGGUCUGGGUCUGUAGGUCAUUCACACCAACCCUCUUCCAAAUCAACAGACUCCCGUGCUCGUGACAGUCAAAAUGAAUUUGACAGUGAGGAAGCGGAGGGUAGAGCAGGACAGCCCAGUUCUAGGUCACAGCAAACAAGGCUUCCCUCAGGCUCCAGUUCUCGGACAUGGAAGGAUUCAAAAUUAGCAGCGGUGGCGGUUUCAUUGAGGUCUGCUGUUUCUAGUCACUCUUCACCUCACUCUCACUCCUCCACCAGUGCCAAAUCUAAUGGAAAGGAUGUUGAUAAGAGUUACAGGGAGGACUCACAAGAUGAAAACCCCUUACUUCCAGAUGUUGCACACAGUCCCUCUCUACCCUCUUCCAGGCAGUCUUCUUCAGCCAUCUAUUCGAAGAGAAGAAAUCCUCAUGUUGAUCCUGAUUCUCACCUCAGAGAGACACACAGUGAAAAGUCACCCCACUCUGACCCAGGAGAAGAACAACAAAGUCGAGUAGCAGCUCCAGAAAAGCAUUCUUUGCAGUCUCCUCUUUCUAAACACAAGCUUGAAGAGCAGGACAGUCAAGAAGUAAAAGAAACCCUUGCUCAAUCCAAACCAAGUGUGUCUUUGCCUAAAAAGACAUUCCCCUCUCAUCUUCCAUCCCAGAAGACCUCCCGCUCAGAGCCUCUGCAGAAGGCACAAACCAGUCCUUCCUUACUGCAUUCCAGGGGCCGGCGCCUCCCAUCCCCUGUCUUAUCCAAGAGCAAUGAAGAAUUGCAGGAAGAUGAUGAUGAGGAUGUAACAGAAGGCAGUGACAGAGCCAGCAGCCACUCUGUGUUUCCUAAAGAGGUGUCCUCUUCUAGGGGAUUACCUGCAUCUUUCUCUCAGGGAAGCUCAAGUUCGUCUCUCUCAAAGCAACAGCAGCCACGUUCUCAGGUACCUUCCUACAAUUCAAAACUUACUCAGCCAGACUCCAGUUCUGCCAGUGACACAGCAAAAGAAAAUCAGUAUAAUUUAAAGCUGUCAUCCACUUCUUCAAGGCAAACUCGUCCUUCAUUACCUACUCGAUCUAGGGCUGAUACAAGAACAGUGUCCCAAACAGAGAAAAAAUAUGGCCUGUUGCCAUCUAAAAUGUCCAAAACUGAACUUCCUCAAAAAGUUCCUUCCUCCUCUUCUAAAUCUCGUCAGUCAAUUUCUAAUGAAGAGGAUGAUUAUUACAGUGAAUAUGAUGAGAAAGAAGGGGAAGAGAAACCCACAUCUUUGGCAGCAAAGUGGUCCCCUUCUGUUUCUAUAGGUAACAAAAACACAUAUGAUGACACCACUAGCAAUACAAGGAAAUCUAUGGACACUCUUCUACCUCACAAACUAAGAUCUGAAGAGGAAGAGAAGGAAGAAACUCCAACAUUAAAAAUGUCUUCUGAAUCACCAGGCAGCUCUGCUAUAGCGUCACGAAUUACUCAUUCCCCUAACAAACAUACCCCAUCUAAACCAAGCUUUGUCUGGCCACAUCCUUCUGCAUCUACAACAGCGCAUACUGUUCCUCCAACAAUUUCUUCUUCCACUCUGUCCCCUCGACAGCGACUGCUGAACUCCAGGCUACGGAGCCCUUCACAGCGACAAUUUGUUAGACCUCCUUAUAGGCAAGGUUACAAUGGCAGGCCUAAUCUUACAACAAAAAAUGGAAAUGGAAAAAUACUACCUGGUAAUAAUGGAAAACCAAGUGGACAGAGAGUAAUCAAUGGCCCUCAAGGAACAAAGUGGAUUGUAGAUCUUGACCGAGGACUAGUGUUAAACGUUGAAGGAAAAUACCUCCAAGAUUCCCAAGGCAAACCUCUCCGAGUGAAAUUAGGAGGGGAUGGACGUACAAUUGUUGAUGAAAAGGGUGCCCCAAUGGUGAGUCCUGAUGGACUACCUUUAUUUGGACACGGCAGAUUUAGUAAGCCAGUAGCAAGUGCACAAGAUAAACCAAUAAUAAGCCUUGGAGGGAAACCUCUGAUUGGUCUUGAAAUGAUUAAGAAAACAACCACUCCCUCAACUACUACUACAACGAUUCCCACAACAACUACCACAACGACUACCACAACCACUACAACUACUAUUGCUACAACUACCACCACCACUCCUGAACCAACCACAACUCAACCACCCACUGAGAAACCACCCCCAACCUGUCCUCCAGGCACCUAUGGGCAGUAUGAUGAUGAGGGCAACUUGCUUAUAGGGUUCGAUGGCCUGCCAGAGUGCAAUGCAGAAGUAGACACAUUCUCAGGACUGGAUUCAGAUGUGACAGCAACUCCAGAGGCAUAUGUGAUAUAUGACGAUGAUUACGAGUUCUUUGAGAGCACUUUGCCACCAACCACCACCACUGUCACUACCACCACCACUUCUACAACAACUGAAUCAGAAAUAGACUAUCCAGAGACUAGUGUUGUUGGCUCUGGCCCUGUGUCAGAAUAUGAUAUUGCUGGGAAGAAACGGUUCACUGCUCCUUAUGUGACCUACCUAAACAAAGAUCCAGCAGUGCCCUGCUCCUUGACAGAGGCCCUGGAGCACUUCCAGGUGGAAAGCCUUGACGAGAUCAUCCCUAAUGACCUUAAAGAGAGAGAGCCGCGUCCCCUCAAAGCCCCUCACAACAUCACCGUUGUGGCAGUAGAAGGCUGUCACUCCUUUGUCAUCGUGGACUGGGCCAAACCUGCUCAAGGAGACAUGGUGACAGGCUAUCUGGUUUACAGUGCAUCCUAUGAUGACUUUUUGAAGAAUAAAUGGUCAACCAGGACUGCAGGCACUACCCAUUUACCAAUUGAGAACCUGAAGCCAAACACGCGGUAUUAUUUUAAAGUCCAGGCAAAGAAUCCCUUUGGUUAUGGACCUGUUAGCUCUUCAGUCUCAUUCAUCACAGAAUCUGAUAAUCCUCUCCUCAUUGUCAGACCACCUGGUGGUGAGCCUAUCUGGAUCCCAUUCACUUUCAAAUAUGACCCCACCUAUUCAGACUGCAGUGGCAAGCAGUAUGUGAAGCGAACUUGGUACCGCAAGUUUGUAGGAGUGGUUCUUUGCAACUCCUUAAGGUACAAGAUUUACCUCAGUGAUGACCUGAAAGACACCUUCUAUAGCAUUGGGGAUAGCUGGGGACGGGGUGAGGACCACUGCCAGUUUGUGGAUUCGCACCUGGAUGGAAGAACAGGACCUCAGUCGUACGUUGAAGCCCUGCCCACCAUCCGAGGGUAUUACCGCCAGUACCGCCAGGAGCCUGUAUCUUUUGGACGCAUUGGACACAUGACACCAUACUACUAUGUGGGCUGGUAUGAGUGCGGUGUGCCUAUCCCAGGGAAAUGGUAGCAGUCUGAUUUCCCGUCGUAGGCAGGACAGGCUGACCACGCUUUUUGAAUGAUUUCUACUAGAGGACUGUGAGCAGCUGAGUCGGAAAAGAAAACAAAAAACACAGAAAUGAGGCAAACCCGUGAAGACCCGCUGCUCAAGAAAACAUUUCUGCGAAGCCAGACACGGUCCUCACUUCACCAGCCUAAAUCUUUGGUGCUGCUUGAUUUCCACUUGGAAGCAUGGACAGGAUAUACGUUUGGUGUCCUACCUUCCUUCUCUGGGUCUUUAAGGCACAGAGGGGUGGUUGCAACGUGCGCAACCUGUGAAAACUAGAACUGUAUUAGCCAUGAAAAUGUGGAAGUUUCUUAUAUCUUGCAGGAAUGACCUAAGCAUGCUGUGCUUGCUGAAUGGAAUGCUAAACUGUCCCUGGCUGCCAGCGGCGGGUGCUGCUGCAGCCCGGCCCAGCCUGGCCUACCAGGGCUCCCCUAUGCAGUCGUGCCACGUAGCUGGCUGCCCACCAAAGGCAAUAUAUUCUCCUGAAGACUUACCCUGUGGGUUCACCCCCUGCUGGACUAAUCACCAGGUCACAGUGUAAAUUCACUUUGAUAUAUAUAUAUAUCUAUAUAUAUCUAUAUAAGUACAAUACUGUACAUCUGCAGAAGUACUGCUUAGAGAUGCUGAGAUUUUCUUGUUCACUAGAUAAAUAUAUUUGGAAUUUUUAUGUAAAAGGUGCUGUUAAUUCUUUGAGAUAUUGCUAUGCACAAUAUAUUAACCAAGGAAAGAGCUAUAUUCUUCUUGUGAGUACUGUUGAUCUGACAUUUGAAAUACUGAUCAAAGACCUGUGUCCCAUUUCCUUGGCAGCCUAUGGACUGGAUGUUCAAUGGGAAUCUACCCCUCUGUCCAUGUUAGAGUGGCACUGUUAUAGUACAGCAAAAAUGCUUAUUCAGCAGUUUAUCAGCACUUUUAAACUUUCUGUCCUUUGCUGUUGUGGUGGUUAACACCAAUAGGUAGCUAAGGUCCACCACGCUGCUCUCAUCACUCUCUCUCCUCAAGAAAAUGCAGGGAGAAAAUACGAUGAAAAAAAAAAAAAGCUCAUAGGUUGAGAAAAGGUGCAACCUUUCUUUAAUCCAUUCUAAUCUCAUUGAUGACAAAUACAUCAACAAGUUAUUUAUUCCUUUAUUCCUUCAUUGUCUUUCACUUCACUGUGUGGAGGCAUGGGACAAGUAACUUGCAAAUGGGAAACUGCCCUUAACUUAUUUGCCCUCCAAAAAGAAGCCCAAGAUGCAAAUAGCAGGAAAUGCCUCUGUCUUUGAUCCAUCCUGGGGACAAAUUGGGAUCCAAUUCCUUUAAAAUACUACCAGAAUGUCUUCCAUCCAGAUCAGAAAGCAAAAGCUGGCAUGGCUUAAAGCUAUAAAGGUGACUUUUAGCAGGCAUUGGAAGCUUGCAAUAGUGUAGGGUUUUGGUAGCCCUUCUGGGCAAUCGAGCAUUAAUGGUUUCCUCAGUAACUUUUGUGGUCUUAUCAUUUCCUUGUAAUAUCUCAUCACCUUCUCUCAUGUUAGUGAGACUCCACCAUUCUGACAGGCUGGGAGAGUAGCAGCAUACAUGGGGGACAGAUCCAGUCUCUGGUCCCUCUCUCACUCUCCUUCCAGCUUACAUUUAGUAUAGCACUAAUAUCUUUUGAGUUCCUUCCUGUAGUUAUUGUAAAUUGUAUGGGGAGAAAAUGGACUAAAGUGAUUAGAGAGCAUUUUAUUUUUCAUGGUGAUUUGGGUUUUAACAUUUUAAUUAUUCUCAAAUACUUUUGCUUCAGUACAGUGCCAAAUAUAUGGUCUUGAAAUAUACCUUUUUUUCCCUAAUAAACUUAUGAUACAUGGUUCCAUUUCUA